Procambarus clarkii (red swamp crayfish) is the source of this 1041-nucleotide messenger RNA. RefSeq names its product golgin subfamily A member 6-like protein 24. The record is from RefSeq and is a predicted model, not a curated record. Lineage: Eukaryota; Metazoa; Arthropoda; Malacostraca; Decapoda; Cambaridae.
AUGGAGCUUAAAACUGUGACCAAAGGCCAAGAGGUCCGAGAAAGGAGACUUGAUUACAGAAAAGGGGACUACAGGAGGAUAAAAUACUACCUGGGAAAAGUGCAGUGGGAAGAAGAAAUUAAUGGACAAACAGAUGGAGACAAGAGAACAGUGGAGACAAGAGAACAGUGGAGACAAGAGCAGUAUGGGAACAAGAGCACAGUGGAGACAAGAGCACAGUGGAGACAAGAGCACAGUGGAAACAAGAGCACAGUGGAGACAAGAGAACAGUGGAGACAAGAGCACAGUGGAAACAAGAGCACAGUGGAAACAAGAGAACAGUUUAGACAAGAGAACAGUGGAGACAAGAGAACAGUGGAGACAAGAGAACAGUGGAGACAAGAGCACAGUGAAGACAAGAGAACAGUGGAGACAAGAGCACAGUGGAGACAAGAGAACAGUGGAGACAAGAGAACAGUGGAGACAAGAGCACAGUGGAGACAAGAGAACAGUGGAGACAAGAGCACAGUGGAGACAAGAGAACAGUGGAGACAAGAGAACAGUGGAGACAAGAGCACAGUGGGGACAAGAGCACAGUGGGGACAAGAGCACAGUGGAGACAAGAGCACAGUGGGGACAAUACCACAGUGGAGACAAGAGAACAGUGGAGACAAUACCACAGUGGAGACAAUACCACAGUGGAGACAAGAGAACAGUGGAGACAAGAGCACAGUGGAGACAAGAGAACAGUGGAGACAAGAGCACAGUGGAGACAAGAGCACAGUGAAGACAAGAGAACAGUGGAGACAAGAGAACAGUGGAGACAAGAGAACAGUGGAGACAAGAGAACAGUGGAGACAAGAGCACAGUGGAAACAAGAGCACAGUGGAAACAAGAGAACAGUUUAGACAAGAGCACUGUGGAGACAAGAGCACUGUGGAGACAAGAGCACAGUGGAGACAAGAGCACAGUGGGGACAAGAGCACAGUGGAGACAAUAGCACAGUGGAGACAACAGCACAGUGGAGGCAAGAGCACAGUGGAGACAAUACCAGGAGUGUGA